AGUACUGUUUUGUCUGCGAAACUGAUCGCAACCAAGUAUCAAGAAGAUUUUCGUGGCAAAGGAAGACUUGAACAGAGAGCCAAAUUUAACAAACAUGAAAGUUUUAAUAAUUUGUCUGCUUGCUCUGCAGGCAUUUAUGGCAGGUGCAGCAACCACAAAUGGUUCGUUAAACGAAAUAUCAACCAAUUUGGAUCAACAAUGCGGAUCUUAUUGUUAUACUCUUCUAAGGUCCUUAGUACAGAGUGGAGAAAAAGCCAAAAAUGAUAUUGAAGAAAACGCGAUUGCAAUCAGAGACAAGGACAAUCAAAUAAAGGUACUUGAAGCAAAAGUAGCCGAGCUUCAAGCUAAUCUGGAGUUCUAUAAAGAAAAGGAAAACCAAUACGAAGAGCAAAUUAAAUAUGAUAAUGAUCUGGUUGCAAACAUAAGUCUGAAAAUGGAUAGUAUCAGAAACAAAGUAGGACAAAUUGCGCAAAUCAACACAAAUACAAAUACGACUCUUCAAACUAAAUGAAUACUUCAUAAUAUCCCAGAUGUUGCGGAAAACACAUUCAAAAGUUCGGGUUAGGAGUAACAUUGUAAUUAUAUUUUGAGAAUCAUAUGCACUUACAAUACAAAACAUGU
Molecule: messenger RNA, 621 nt
Organism: Drosophila novamexicana
Lineage: Eukaryota; Metazoa; Arthropoda; Insecta; Diptera; Drosophilidae
Exons: 2
Coding region: 95-511 (138 amino acids)
Source: RefSeq, a predicted model, not a curated record